Messenger RNA from Sphaerodactylus townsendi, 810 nucleotides. RefSeq names its product S100 calcium binding protein A16 (gene S100A16). The record is from RefSeq and is a predicted model, not a curated record. The transcript is spliced from 3 exons. Gene Ontology annotation, cellular component: nucleus; perinuclear region of cytoplasm. The coding region runs from base 147 to 506 and encodes 119 amino acids. NCBI's taxonomy places the organism in Eukaryota, Metazoa, Chordata, Lepidosauria, Squamata, Sphaerodactylidae. Gene Ontology annotation, molecular function: calcium ion binding.
GCCUCGUGAUACAGGUGCUAGGCGAACGCCAGAGGUGGGAGGUUCCACAUCUGUCCGAGCCCGUCCUCAAGUACAAUAAGAGCCAGAAAGACUCCGACAGAACCGGGCGACUUUGGGAGACAGAACAGAUAGCAAGCUCUGCAAUCAUGCACGGUUCAAAGGGAGGACAGGUAAUGAUCGGCGACCCCUCCGAGCUGGAAUGGGCUGUCCAGACACUGGUGAAGAAUUAUGACAAAUACGCCAGCAAAGGCGGCUGCUGCUGCUGUUGCAAAAGGCAGCGCGGAAUCACCAAGGGGGGCUUCCGGAAGAUGUUGACCCAUGAGCUCAACCACAUGCUGACGGAUACCAAGAAUAAACAAGCGGCCAACAAACUGAUCUGUGACCUGGACGAGAACCACGACGGCAUGAUCAGUUUCGACGAGUACUGGACCUUGAUCGGCGGCAUAGCCAGCCCAAUCUCGUGCCUGAUCCGACAGCAGGAAGAGAGCGUGAAGUUCACAAAGUAGAAAGCCAAUGGGAGCAAAGAUGUCAGCUGCCCCGCCUCCUGACGACUGCCGUAUCUCCAGUUCCCCCUGCUGGGUGGGUUGUGCGUGACAUGAACCAUCCAUAGGUCUUUGAGAUUUCUCCUCUUCUUGGUGUGACACUGAAGCCCGAAAGGACUGGGGACGUGGAUCUAUCUGUUUCAAACCCAUCUGACCCUGUUGGACAUCUGUACGGGAUACUGUAUCUGGAAGUGGGCGGUGGUGGUUCAGCAUGCGUUGUAUUCAAACUGUGAAUGCGGUUGCAAUAAAAUCUGGAGUCUGAAUAUCA